Fusarium verticillioides 7600 is the source of this 655-nucleotide messenger RNA. RefSeq lists its product as hypothetical. The transcript has 2 exons. The record is from RefSeq and is a predicted model, not a curated record. NCBI's taxonomy places the organism in Eukaryota, Fungi, Ascomycota, Sordariomycetes, Hypocreales, Nectriaceae. The coding region runs from base 46 to 450 and encodes 134 amino acids.
CAAACACAUACCGAUCCCACCUUGAACGUGUGACAAACAGUCACAAUGGGCAUGCCAUAUUCAAAACAAGUCCACGCGGCUUUCGACCAAGUCACGCCGCUCGUAGCCGCUGGAUUCGAAGUCCUCCGCACGACCAAAAACAUCGCAGUUUUUCUUGCCUUUCUCCAAGUCUUCAUAACCCUCAUAUUGACUCUUACACUAUUCGCGAUCCUCGCGGUGAUAUACUCUGUCAAUCCAGAUCUAGAAGAGGAACGGCGUGCGCUGGUCACGCCGUGUAUGCAGUGGAUAGCGAGCUGGGUAUUGGAGUAUGGAACUUUGACGGCAUGGAUUUUGAAGGUCGUUGUAGUUCUCGGUACUGCUGGGCUGGGGUUAUUUCUUUGGCAAGGGUCUACUACAGAGGUCAUUCCGGAGGUUGAAGGCGAGGAUGAUGCACCCGAGGAUAUUGAGUGAGGUCACGAUUUGGGCACUAUAUACUGUCUCAAUAGUUACCAUAACAAUUGAGGCUAAAGCUCAGUUAUAAUACAACCGUCUACAAGAUUACAAACUGCAUGUUACAACUACCUCAUCCCCAACACUCAAGCCCUGAGUUUCAAUGCCAUGGCUCGCACAUGUCACUGAUAGUAGUAACGAGCAACGAAAGGAAUGCAUUCAGAAC